GAUAUGAAACGCCUUGAACUAGAUCAUGUAAAGUUGAAGAAACGCAAUGAACAAUUACAAAAAGAGAAGGAUGCUGCUAGGAGUGAUUUGUCCAAAGCGAAUUUAAUGAAGCAUAAAUUUGAAAACAUAUGUCGAGAAUUGCAGAAAGAAAAUAAACGUAUUAAGGAAGAAAGCAAGCGCUUGGCUGCUAGCGAACAACAGAAACGCGAGGAAUUAUCGAGUAAAUUUGAAAAUACUAUCUGGGAAAUCAAAUCCAAGAUGGAAGAAGAUACUGACGAGAAAAAAAAACGAGCGGAGGAUAAUGAAGCAUUGAAAGAUAAAUUCCGCAGUUUCUUAGAACAAUAUGAGCUCCGUGAGAAACACUUCAAAAGUGUUGUUCGAUCUAAAGAUUUGGAAUUGCAAUUAUAUGAAGCAAAAUUACAGCAACAAAAGCAAUUAACCGAACAAGAAAUGAUAAAAAUCAAUUCUUUAAAGGAACAAGUAGAAACUUUCACUAAAACAGAAACAGAAUUACGUAAACAGCUUAAUGUUUACGUAGAUAAGUUUAAGCAAGUUGAGGAAACGUUAAAUAAGAGCAAUGAACUUUUUCUUACUUUCCGUAAAGAAAUGGAACAGGUUUGA
Messenger RNA from Rhizophagus irregularis DAOM 181602=DAOM 197198, 621 nucleotides. RefSeq lists its product as uncharacterized. Gene Ontology annotation, molecular function: syntaxin binding. The record is from RefSeq and is a predicted model, not a curated record. Lineage: Eukaryota; Fungi; Glomeromycota; Glomeromycetes; Glomerales; Glomeraceae.